Molecule: messenger RNA, 348 nt
Organism: Spodoptera littoralis (African cotton leafworm)
Lineage: Eukaryota; Metazoa; Arthropoda; Insecta; Lepidoptera; Noctuidae
Source: the annotation of a GenBank genome assembly
AUGUGUGAAACAAAGUUAAAGUUACAAGUAGUUUUAAUAGUCUUAUGCGUGGCAUUAAAAGGGCUUCAAGCUGUUGAUGACUCUCUAUUAUACACGGUGACGCGAGCGCCUCGGUACUUCGGAAUUUUGCAGGACCAUAGAGGACAGCCUCUCUCUGUCGAAGUAUCAGAAGAAUAUAUGGACCAAGAUUAUAUAGCUACUAAUAGAAAACGACACAAAAUCGACUGGAACAAGAAUCCGCUGGACAUGGAAGACUUCGAUGACGACGACACGGAAGAAGUUUUGGAUGACAAGGACAAAGAUGUGAAAGUAUCAAACAAAUACAACCUACAAGCGGGCCCCGUAUAA